CUUGUUUACCAUCAAAUAGUCCACACAGGAGAGAAACCAUAUACAUGCCAGCCAUGUGGGAAAGGUUUUACUCACCAGUCAUUCCUUUUGAGGCGCCACACAGUCCACAGAGGAGAGAAACCGUACAAAUGCCAGCAGUGUGGGACAUGCUUUCCUUACAAGUCAAGUCUUGUGAGACACCAGAGAAUCCACACAGGAGAGAAACCGUACACAUGCCAGCAGUGUGGGAAGGUUUUUUCUUACAAGUCAGUCCUUGUGUCUCAUCAGAGACUCCACACAGGAGAGAAACCAUACACAUGCCAGCAGUGUGGGAAAGGAUUUGCUCAGAAGGCAAGUCUUGUUUACCAUCAAAUAGUCCACACAGGAGAGAAAGCAUACACAUGCCAGCAGUGUGGGAAAGGUUUUUCUCAGAGGUCAAAUCUUAUGUCCCAUCAGAGAUUCCACAAAGGAGAGAAACCAUAUACAUGCCAGCAGUGUGGGAAAGGAUUAGCUCAUAAGGCAAGCCUUGUUUACCAUCAAAUACUCCACACAGGAGAGAAACCAUACACAUGCCAGCAGUGUGGGAAAGGUUAUGCUUACAAGUCAAGUCUUGUGAAGCAUAAGAGAGUGCACACAGGAGAGAAACCGUACAAAUGCCAGCAGUGUGGGAAAGGUUUUGCUCACAAGUCACGUCUUAUGCCCCAUCAGAGGGUGCACACAGGAGAGAAACCAUACACAUGCCAGCAGUGUGGGAAAGGUUUUGCUCACAAGUCAGUUCUUGUGUCCCAUCAGAGAGGCCACACAGGAGAGAAACCGUACAAAUGCCAACAGUGUGAGAAAAGUUUUGCUAACAAGUCAGUUCUUGUGUCCCAUCAGAGAGGCCACACAGGAGAAAAACCGUACAAAUGCCUGCAGUGUGAGAAAUGUUUUGCACACAAGUCAGAUCUUGUGAAGCAUCAGAGAGUGCACACAGGAGAGAAACCGUACAAAUGCCAGCAGUGUGGGAAAGGUUUUGCUGACAAGUCAAAUCUUAUGUGCCAUCAGAGAGUCCACACAGGAGAGAAACUGUACACAUGCCAGCAGUGUGGGAAAGGUUUUGCUUAUAAGUCAGUUCUUGUGAAGCAUCAGAGAGUCCACACAGGAGAGAAACCGUACAAAUGCCAGCAGUGUGGGAAAGGUUUUACUAAGAAGUCAAUUCUUGUGUCCCAUCAGAGAAUCCACACAGGAGAGAAACCAUACACAUGCCAGCAGUGUGGGAAAGGUUUUGCUGACAAGUCAUAUCUUGUGAAGCAUCAGAGAAUCCACACAGGAGAGAAACCGUACAAAUGCCAGCAGUGUGAGAAAGGUUUUGCUUACAAGGCAGAGCUUGUGAAACAUCAGAGAGUCCACACAGGAGAGAAACCAUACACAUGCCACCAGUGUGAGAAAGGUUUUGCUGACAAGUCAAAUCUUAUGUCCCAUCAGAGAGUCCACACAGGAGAGAAACCGUACACAUGCCACCAGUGUGGGAAAGGUUUUGCUAAAAAGUCAGUCCUCGUGAAACAUCAGAGUGUCCACACAGGAGAGAAACCAUACAAGUGCCAACAGUGUGGGAAAGGUUUUGUUCAGAAGGCAAAUCUUAUGUCCCAUCAGAGAGUCCACACAGGAGAGAAACCAUACACAUGCCAGCAGUGUGGGAAAGGUUUUUCUCAGAAGUCACAUCUCAUAUCCCAUCAGAGAGUUCACACAGGAGAGAAACCAUAUACAUGCCAGCAAUGUGGAACAGAUUUUUCUCAGAAGUCAAAUCUUAUAUCUCAUCAGAGAGUUCACACAGGAGAGAAACCAUAAAAAUGCAAGAAGUGUGGGGAAUGUUUUGCUCAAACCU
Messenger RNA from Sceloporus undulatus (fence lizard), 1843 nucleotides. RefSeq names its product zinc finger protein 84-like. The record is from RefSeq and is a predicted model, not a curated record. NCBI's taxonomy places the organism in Eukaryota, Metazoa, Chordata, Lepidosauria, Squamata, Phrynosomatidae. The transcript has a single exon. Bases 424 to 1806 code for a protein of 460 amino acids.